Messenger RNA from Schistocerca nitens (vagrant locust), 1431 nucleotides. Its product is annotated as glyceraldehyde-3-phosphate dehydrogenase. Lineage: Eukaryota; Metazoa; Arthropoda; Insecta; Orthoptera; Acrididae. Gene Ontology annotation, biological process: glucose metabolic process. Gene Ontology annotation, molecular function: oxidoreductase activity, acting on the aldehyde or oxo group of donors, NAD or NADP as acceptor; NAD binding; NADP binding. The coding region runs from base 133 to 1131 and encodes 332 amino acids. The record is from RefSeq and is a predicted model, not a curated record. The transcript has 8 exons.
CGCAGCUAUAACUGCGCGCAGCGCCGAACUUUUGCCCGUGAUCGCCCUUGACGACUUGACUCAUUCGAGAGCGGGAGUUCGUAGGAAGAGGUAUAGUGUCAGUGUUCGGUUCUUCUAAUUGUUAACAGGAAAAUGUCGAAGAUCGGUAUCAACGGUUUUGGCCGUAUUGGACGUCUGGUGCUCCGAGCAGCGCUUGACAAGGGUGCCCAGGUCGUGGCUGUUAAUGAUCCAUUCAUUGGGCUAGAUUACAUGGUUUAUCUUUUUAAAUAUGACUCAACCCAUGGAAAGUUCAAGGGCGAAGUGAAGGCAGAUGGUGAUAGUCUUGUUGUUAACGGCCACAAGAUUGCAGUGUUCUCUGAACGGGACCCAAAGAAUAUUCCAUGGGGAAAAGCAGGUGCUGAAUAUGUUGUAGAGUCCACUGGAGUCUUCACCACAAUUGAGAAGGCCUCGGCUCACUUGGAAGGAGGUGCAAAGAAGGUUGUAAUUUCUGCUCCAAGUGCAGAUGCCCCAAUGUAUGUUGUUGGUGUAAAUUUGGAAGCAUAUGACCCCAGUGCUAAGGUUGUUUCAAAUGCUUCCUGCACUACAAAUUGCCUGGCACCACUGGCAAAAGUUAUCCAUGACAAUUUUGAAAUUGUUGAAGGUCUGAUGACAACAGUGCAUGCUGUUACUGCUACACAGAAGACUGUGGAUGGGCCAUCUGGAAAGUUGUGGCGUGAUGGACGUGGUGCUGGCCAGAACAUUAUUCCAGCAUCAACUGGAGCUGCAAAAGCUGUUGGAAAAGUCAUUCCUUCGUUGAAUGGGAAACUCACUGGAAUGGCUUUCAGAGUCCCAGUGCCAAAUGUUUCAGUUGUUGACCUCACUGUCAGGUUGGGCAAGGGCGCCAGCUAUGAUGAUAUCAAGGCCAAGGUGAAGGAAGCUGCUGAAGGUCCUUUGAAAGGAAUCUUGGCAUAUACUGAGGAUGAUGUUGUAUCUUCAGAUUUCAUUGGUGAUUGCCAUUCUUCAAUCUUUGAUGCUAAGGCAGGCAUCCCACUCAACAAUAACUUUGUUAAGCUUGUUUCUUGGUAUGACAAUGAAUUUGGUUACUCAAACCGUGUUGUGGACCUGAUAAAGUUCAUGCAGUCAAAGGACUAAAUUGUUCCAUGUGCUACAGUUCAUAAUGUUGGUGUGAUCAGCAGUCCUAUGACCCCCUUACAAAACUGAAUGUGUCAGAGCAGUAUUGCAGUGAUCAGUGGUGUUAUUUCAUAAUUGUGACUGAUUCAUGGCAGUGUUUCUGCUUAAUGACUAGGCUCUAGGAAUUUGAUAGAAAGUUGAAAAAUACUGAUUUAGAAUUAAUAUAAUCAAAAGCUUUGUUAAAUUGUAAACAUACUCAUUGAACCUAGUCAUGAGUCUUCAGUUAAAAAGUUGAAUAAAUGCUGGUGAUAUUGCUGCUGA